Messenger RNA from Pectinophora gossypiella (pink bollworm), 2823 nucleotides. Its product is annotated as alpha-tocopherol transfer protein-like. Lineage: Eukaryota; Metazoa; Arthropoda; Insecta; Lepidoptera; Gelechiidae. The record is from RefSeq and is a predicted model, not a curated record. Bases 161 to 1042 code for a protein of 293 amino acids. Gene Ontology annotation, molecular function: phosphatidylinositol bisphosphate binding. Gene Ontology annotation, cellular component: membrane. The transcript is spliced from 7 exons.
UCUGUACAAUAUUAAAGCGGUUCUCAGUGGGUCACUGCGAUCCGAGCAUAGUAUCGCCCGCGCGGCUGUUAAGAUAACGUGUCCCGUACUUGUGUUGGCGCGAAAUUCCAAGUGGUGCCUUCUCGAUUGUAUUUAGCCGUUUGAAAGUGUGUACGCGACUAUGCCGGACCAGGAAAUAGAAAACUACAAGGAUCUCGUCAGCAUUAAGGAUUGGCUGAGCAAGCAGCCACAUUUGCCUCAUGACGUAGACGAGCUACUCCUGCGUCGGUUCCUCGCGAGCUGCCACUACAGCCUGGAACGCACCAAGCGUACCAUCGACUUCUUCUUUACGCUGCGCUCCACUGCGCCUGAGUUGUUCUGCAAGCGAGACCCCUGGGCGCCGGAGAUCAGACGCGUUUUUGAGAUAACUGACAUGCUGCCCCUGCCAGGAAAAACAAAAGAGAAUUACAAGGUGUUCAUUUACCGGCUGAACAACCCUGAACUGGACUUGUUCAACUUCGUGGACGCAGUAAAGGCAUUCUUCAUGUUAGCCGACACCAGGCUGACGGAAGACGACGACAUCCCAGCCGGGGAGAUACCCAUAUUCGACUCCGCCAAUGUCACCCUCAAGUUCAUCGGGAAGAUCAAUCUGUCUGUCUUGAGGAAAUAUAUGCUGUACACACAGGAAGCUAUCCCGAUCCGACUGAAGCAGGUACACAUCAUCAACGCUCCGUCGUACAUCAGCAAGAUCCACGCCAUCUGCAAGCCCUUCCUCAAGGCAGAGGUCGCAAAACUGAUAAAGUUUCACGAGCCCAACUCAACCACGCUGUACAAGGACAUCCCCCAGGAGUUACUACCCACAGAGUACGGCGGACAGGCUGGCUCCCUCGAGCAGAUCAAACGACACUGGAUCAAGAGGAUAGAAGCCAAACGGGAUUGGUUCCUAACCAACGACAAGCGCUGGGAAGUGGACGAGGGACUACGACCCACCAACUGUCGCGACGACAGGACCGACAAGGUCCGGGACCUCCCUGGCUCCUUCCGGACCUUGGCACUUGACUAGCAACUAAAUAUUGCUCAUACUUAUAGACAUAAGCCCAAACUGUGUUGAUUCGACAAGCAUGAAUUCGUUAUUUUAAAAGAUUCCAUGUAAUUGAAUUUUUUGGGGACCAAAGUGGUCUAAAAGUGGGGUUAAUAUGGACAAUUUGUACAUUUCGACUUAACAUGAUGCACUAACUCUUUAAAUAUUGCUGUUUUGAUGAAAUGUGGCCUUUUUGAAUCCCCGGAUUUUAUUAGUUUUCAUUCACUUGUACAUCUAAAUUGUGAUUUCAAGUAUUCUAUAUUACUUACCUUCUUUGUUUUUGUAUCAUGCUUACUACCGAGCUUAAUAUCCGUGAAAUGGCUGUUUAUGAUUGACUGCGAGCGGAUAAAACUUGUUGGUUUAUAUAUUAUUAUUUGCUAUGUACACGAGACAUUGUGAAGUAAGUAGAAAUUAUCUAAAAUAAGGGCAAAUUGUACCAGGCGUCCCAUCCUGCCACAAGAUAGUCUUCUCGAUGUUUCUUUGAUUUCAUGUGGUAUUUUAAAUUAACAUAAGCUCACGACUAUAUCGCAAUUGGGGUAGUCAGUAGAUUCAUCCACUAAUCAUGAACUAAGUACCCACAUCACACCGAGUUUUCGUUAGAUUAAACUGAUAUAUUUAUUACUUAUAUUUAUUACUUAUAUCUAGUUUAAUUAUUUUUUUCUUCAUAUUGUGGAUACAUGUUUAACUUCCUUUUGAGAUAACUUGACACAUUUGCCACACGUAUCGUACCUAUCAAUCAAUGCAAUGCUGAGGAAAAAAUGAAAUUAUUUACGACAUCACAUAAAAACCUCAACAAUAACUAUUUCUCCACUAUUUAAUGGAUGUUAUUAUACAUAACCUUCCUCUUGAAUCACUCUUAUCUACUAAAAAAACCGCAUCAAAAUCCGUUGCGUAGUUUUAAAGAUUUAAGCGUACAUAGGGAUAUAGGGACAGAAAAAGGAACUUUGUUUUAUACUGUGUAGUGAUAAAAAUAAAUUGUUAGAUACUUAUAUCUGUCCGCAAAUUAGAGUAAAACGCAAUUUCUCUUAUAAUGCUUACCUGUUGAGAAAUGAAACUGCAAUGAUCGUAAAUAGCUUACCUAAGCCUGUCGCAAAACUAGCCAGGUGUAGGUACUAUUAGGUAACUAUUAGUAAUAUCAUUUGUCAUAGUCUAGUUAUGAAAUUAGAUUAGUAAUUAUUAAAUAAACUACGCGUUGCUUAAAUCAUUAAGUGUAUCGUACAUUUAUAGAAAGUUGUAAGAGUUAAUUAGUAUUAUGCCAGUGGCGUCUCGUCGUUCAAUUAAGAGUACUUUGCUUGGAUAGGUUACCUUGAAGACAUAAAUCAAUAUUUUAGUUACCAAUUACCAAUUAAAUAUAGCAACACAGCGGAAAAUAGCACAGUGUCGUGUAAAUUUAUUGUGCAAAUAGUUUGUGUUUUGUUUAGAAAUAUUGUGAUAAAUAAUAAAACGAAAGUCUGUAACAUAGUACUAAAUAAAUAAACAGAAACAUGAUUCAAUAUUACAUUAAUAUAAAAUGCGAGUGUUACGGACAGUAGAGAAAAUGAGGUCGCGGCUGGAGAUAAUGCGCGCAGGACCCGCUAGUUGCGAACCCGCAAAUUCCAAUAAGACUCCGACUUGAAACGGCAUACGACACUUCUCUCAUUUUACUUACGAUUAUUUUUCUGUUUGUUUACUUGUUUUUUCAUAAAGUCUCUUUAUCUAAGUAGUAUUUUUGUUAAUGUUUUUUACUGUAAAUGGUUGAUCAAUAAACCAAUUCUUCACUUGUA